AAUAAUGUCUGACGAUCAAAGUGCGAAUGUGGAACUGAUUAAGCAGCACAUUGGCGAGUAUCCGGAUUUCCCUAAGAAGGGUAUACUUUUCAAAGACAUCUUUACCGCACUGCGGCAUGGCGAGGUUUGCAAGGCCAUCAAAAACGUGCUCGUGUCGUACGUUCGGGAAACUUGCCCAGACGUUCAGGUGAUAGUGGGAUUGGAGGCUAGAGGAUUCCUAUUUAGUUUGCUUAUUGCCGCUGAGCUGGGUGUGGCAUCGGUACCAAUAAGAAAGAAGGGCAAACUGCCGGGAACCUGCGCCCAGCAGGAGUACGUACUGGAGUAUGGAACCGAUGUGUUUGAGAUACAAAAGGGAAGCAUCGUGCCCGGCCAAAAGGUGCUGAUAAUAGACGAUCUGUUGGCCACCGGUGGUACGAUGGAUGCAGCCAACAAGCUGGUACAGCAACUCGGCGGAACAGUGGCACGCAACGUAGUUAUCAUAGAGCUUACCGAACUGGGCGGAAGAAAGAAGCUUGAAGCGUCCGGUUCAAACGUACAUUCCUUUAUACAAUACCAUGACGUAGAAUGAGCUGGUU
Molecule: messenger RNA, 575 nt
Organism: Anopheles maculipalpis
Lineage: Eukaryota; Metazoa; Arthropoda; Insecta; Diptera; Culicidae
Gene: Aprt
Product: adenine phosphoribosyltransferase
Exons: 3
Coding region: 5-568 (187 amino acids)
Biological process (GO): AMP salvage; adenine salvage
Cellular component (GO): cytoplasm
Molecular function (GO): adenine phosphoribosyltransferase activity; AMP binding; adenine binding
Source: RefSeq, a predicted model, not a curated record